Xylona heveae TC161 is the source of this 483-nucleotide messenger RNA. RefSeq lists its product as hypothetical. The record is from RefSeq and is a predicted model, not a curated record. NCBI's taxonomy places the organism in Eukaryota, Fungi, Ascomycota, Xylonomycetes, Xylonales, Xylonaceae. The transcript has a single exon. The coding region runs from base 1 to 483 and encodes 160 amino acids.
AUGUCUUUGCAAAGUUACAAAGUUUACAAAGUGCAAUACAGGCUAGGAUUUCAAGAUCCUGCCUUUGUUGAAACAAGAUAUCACACGGUGGUCUUUGUCGAGACUGACGCAGAUGGUGGCGGCUGGACCCACGAGGUCACUGGCGAUAUCGUAUCGACAUCGGGAAUGGUCUACCAGAGCAACCACGGGUCGGCUCCAGAUAAGUCGGAAACUUAUCAUCAGAAGCUUUUUCUGGGUUGGAUCGCCGCAACAGAGCAUCUUACCGCUCUCGACAACCUACUGCGAUCACUACCUCCUCCUCCGCGCCAAAGAUGGUUCAACCCAAAGACAAUGAUCUACGAGCAAUGCAGACCGGACGGCACAUUAUAUGGCCCAAACGAGACGCGUCCGCCUUAUAGAAAGUGCACCGAAUGGACGGAGCAACAGGCAAUACCCGCCAUGCUAGAAUGCGGACUCCUCCGCACAGAGACCAACCCUAAAUAG